CAGCUAACCUGCCGUAGUUGUUCACAAGAAGAAGUAUGUGUACUGACGAUGGAUCCUCAUGGGCCCUUUUUAGCAAUGCAAUGUCACCGGUUGUAAACACGGUGUCAGCGCGUGUCUGAACAGUGAAGGGACUGUCUUGUGUUUCGUGCUUUCACCGCACAGGGGCUGCAGAGGCGGUGGACGACUUCACAGGAUGGUGCAGCUGCAUGUGAAGCGCGGAGAUGAGAGCCAGUUUCUUUUUAACUCCACUGUGGACGCGCCACUGGAGACGCUGAUCCGGCAAAUUACAGCCAUCUACAACGGGAGACUCAAAGUGGACAGAUUAUGUUCAGAGAUCCCAGAGCUGGCAGACCAUGGCAUCACGCUGCCCCCCAACAUGCAGGGGCUGACAGAGGAGCAGAUAGUGGAGCUGAAACUGAAGGAUGAGUGGGAAGACAAGUGUGUGCCCAGCGGAGGGCCAGUAUUUAAGACUGAUGAGGUUGGGAGGAGGAACGGACACGCUCCAAAUGAUAAAAUGAAGGAGGUGUUGAUGAGAACGUUGGAGGAUGCAAAGGCACUCAUCUCCAAAAAACAAGUUCAAGCUAAUGUUUGUGUUACCAUGGAGAUGGUAAAAGAAGCCCUAGAUCAGUUAAGGGGUGCGGUCAUGAUCGUAUAUCCCAUGGGGCUGCCUCCUCAUGACCCUAUCAGGAUGGAGUUUGAGGACCGGGAAGACCUUUCAGGAACACAGGCAUCUCUGCAGGUGAUCACAGAGGACGAGUGCCAGCUAUGGUGGGCUGGCAAAGAGAUGCAGCAGGGGAAGAAACUGCAGGACUACAUUGGCAAAAAUGAAAAGACGAAGCUUGUGGUCAAAAUCCAAAAGAAAGGGCAGGGUGCCCCAGCGAGGGAGCCUGUGAUCACUGAUGAGCAGCAGAAACAGAUGAUGAUGAAUUGCUACAGGAGGCAGGAGGAGCUCAAGAAACUGGAGGAGGCAGACGAUGAUGGCUACCUGGACUCGACGUGGUCAGACAGACAGGCCCUCAAAAAACAGUUUCAAGGCCUGGCCAACAUCAAAUGGGGGCCGAGAUAAAGAGCACUACCUCAGAUACCCACCUUAGAGCUGCUGCUCUGACCUGGUCCUUCACAGCUCUAUAUGCAACUGACUAAGAUGCCUUAUCACAACCCUGAAAUCACCUCUGCUCUGUGUUAUUUGAGGUCUUCCAGAUGUGUUCAUAUACCUUGGAGUGGGUUUGUUUCUGAACUAAAAUGUGAACAAGAAAUCUGGACAGUAUGACAUAUAUGAUGCCACAUUAAGGCAGAUGUCGUGAGAAACCUGAUUUAUUUGAACUUAAAUGUAUUCCUUUACCCAUUGUUUUAACCCUGUUCAUUUUUUAUUGUGCAAACUAUUGUUACUGUGCAAACAAAAUAAAAUUUAAGUUUAAUCUAAA
Morone saxatilis (striped sea-bass) is the source of this 1424-nucleotide messenger RNA. RefSeq names its product cilia and flagella associated protein 298 (gene cfap298). NCBI's taxonomy places the organism in Eukaryota, Metazoa, Chordata, Actinopteri, Moronidae. Gene Ontology annotation, biological process: regulation of cilium movement. The record is from RefSeq and is a predicted model, not a curated record. Bases 194 to 1066 code for a protein of 290 amino acids. The transcript is spliced from 8 exons.